CCCGAGUGCGGGAAGAGUUUUAGCGAUAGCUCUUACUUCGUUCAACACCAACGCCUCCAUAUAGGCGACAUGCCCUACGCUUGCCGCGAUUGCGGGAAGCGUUUUAUAUGGAGCUCGGCUUUGAUUCGUCAUCGGCGGAUCCACACCGGGGAGAAACCCUAUAGGUGUCCGGAUUGCGGGAAGAGUUUUAGCGAGAAUUCGACCUUGCGACGGCAUCGGCGGAUCCAUACGGGCGAGAAAUUCUAUAAGUGCACUCAGUGCGGGAAGAGCUUCAACGAUAGCUCCUCGUUGAUGCGGCACCAACGCGUCCACACGGGGGAAAGACCCUACCAGUGUCCCCAGUGCGGGAAGAGCUUCGUGGACGGCUCGACCCUCGUCUGCCACCGACGGAUCCAUACGGGCGAACGACCCUACGCCUGCCCCGACUGCGGGAAGAGCUUUGCCGAGAGCUCCACGCUCAUCACCCAUCAUCGUAUCCAUACGGGAGAGAAACCCUAUACGUGCCCCCGUUGCGGGAAGAGCUUCAGUCAAAGCUCCAACUUGGUGACCCAUCAACGGAUCCAUACGGGCGAACGACCCUAUAGCUGCGCCCAGUGCGGGAAGAGUUUUUACCGGAGCUCGGAUCUCGUCCGCCACCAUCGCAUACACACGGGCGAGCGACCCUUCAGCUGCCAGGAUUGCGGCCGCCGCUUCAACCGUCGCUCCAACCUGACCACCCACCGACGCAUCCACACCGGCGACAUGCCCUACAAGUGUCCCGAUUGCGGGAAGAGCUACCGCGUCAGCUCCACCCUCCUACGGCAUCAGAAGACGCACACAGACGAACGACCCUACCGGUGCGAGGAAUGCGGGAAGAGCUUCAGGCAUAGAUCGACGUUGACCAUCCAUCACCGCGUGCAUUCGGGGGAGAGGCCCUACAAGUGCCCCGAGUGCCACAAGAGCUUCAAGAACAGCUCGGAGCUGGUGCGGCACGGGCGGACCCACACCAGCGAGCGACCCUACGAUUGCUCCCAGUGCGGGCGGCGUUUCGGCGACAGCUCCCAACUGGUGCGGCACUGGCGGACCCACACCGGCGAGCACAAGCAUUCCGACCCGACCUGCGGGAAGAGCUUUUCCAACCGUCCCCGGCUCGCCAAGCACCAACAGGUGCACACCGGUGAGAAAGAUUACCGCUGCCCCGACUGCGGCAGAGGCUUCAACCGUCGCUCCAACCUCCUGGUUCACCAGCGGUCCCACCUGGAGCAGAAACCCUUUAUUUGCCUGGAUUGCCCCAAAAGCUUCACCAGCAGCACCCAACUCAUCCAGCAUCGGCAGAUCCACAGCAAGGAGAAGCCUUAGGGUUACGCCGAGCGCAGCGAGAGCUUUCGGCGCAGCUCCGGUCUCGUCGCGCGUCGCAAGAGGCACCAGCCAAAGAUGGGGGCCACCCCACCGGGGACCAUCCCCAUCCUGGUGGCACCUCAGACCUACCUACACGUCACGGUGGUCCCUGGCGGUAGCACCGAGGGGUAACCAACCCAUCCACCCUCAUCCCACCAGCUGUUUUUUUUCUUUCCCUGUAUGUUUUUAUAUGUAAGGGGGUUUUUGGGGGAGGUGGUUUUAAAAAAAGACACCCCCGUCCUCUGUUUUUUUGCCUUAGCUUAUAGAUGAGGGGGAGGGAGGGAGGGGAAACCCAUGAGCUUCACCCAAGAAAAAAAGAAGUCACGGUAAAAUGGGUUUUUUCUAGAUGUCUGAGUUCAAUUUCUUUAUUUUUUCAACCCUAUUUAGGGUCUUUUUAAGGGAUGGGGAUGGAUCAAAAGAAAAUCACAGCCAAAAUAAAAGCA
Pygoscelis adeliae (Adelie penguin) is the source of this 1820-nucleotide messenger RNA. Its product is annotated as zinc finger protein 271-like. The record is from RefSeq and is a predicted model, not a curated record. Lineage: Eukaryota; Metazoa; Chordata; Aves; Sphenisciformes; Spheniscidae. The annotation marks the transcript as partial. The transcript is spliced from 2 exons.